GAUGGUCUUACCGGCAGCGCUUGGGGAGACUGGGCCAACUACACCGCCUCGCCUUUGCGAGCGUUCGAGAGCGAGCUUGGAGUGCAGGACCCCGUGGGAUUCUGGGACCCCGUCGGCUUUACUUCCGAUGGAGACGUCGCGUCCUUCAAGCGCCGACGCUCUGUGGAGUUGAAGCACGGAAGGAUUUCCAUGAUGGCCGCCAUGGGUUACAUCACUCCGGAGGUCACGGGCAAGCUGUGGGGCCCUGAGCACAAAGGUGUUUUGUAUGCGUUGUGGUCUUAUGAACAAAUCGCCAACGGCCGCCUCGCCAUGAUGGCCAUCAUCGGCAUGUUCUUCCAG
Symbiodinium pilosum is the source of this 339-nucleotide messenger RNA. NCBI's taxonomy places the organism in Eukaryota, Dinophyceae, Suessiales, Symbiodiniaceae. The record is from the annotation of a GenBank genome assembly.